Parnassius mnemosyne (clouded apollo) is the source of this 6745-nucleotide messenger RNA. Lineage: Eukaryota; Metazoa; Arthropoda; Insecta; Lepidoptera; Papilionidae. The record is from the annotation of a GenBank genome assembly.
GACGCAGUAACAGUAACUUUGCGUAUGCGCUAGCAAAUACGACCGCAUGUAUUUUUGUAUGUUGUGAAGUAAAACUUGUUGUAUUUUGUAAACUUUUUCUGUGUAUUUAAUUGUGCAAAUAUGUCGAGUCGUGGGGUUGACCAAUUGAUACCGUCAGUCACCCGGCAAAACCAACGAUGUAUCAAUUGUUCAUUUUUGAUACCCAGAAACCUACGUACACAUUCAUUAGAACAAGCGUCUACUCCAAUGAUUAACUUGUUACAGUCGUGGAUAACUCCUACUCAGUUGUCUUCAGAAUGCGUACUUUGUACAGAGUGUUUGACACUGCUUCAAGAUAGAGCAAACACAAUCAGUGAAGGAUUGCCUGCUUUUGGUCAUAGAAAAUUAUGUUUUUCUUGUGGCAAUUCUAUUCUACGUGCAACUAGAACAUAUCCUGUAAGACAAGAUCGACAAGAGAGAAACAUUUAAGUUAGACGUGUUCCGCUGCAUUUGAUCUCAAGAUUGGAAAGAGUAUGUGCUGCUUGCUGGAGAUCAGCUGUAAGAGAAGUGCAACGUCAUGAUCAGCACGACUCCAAUCGCCCUGGUCUGUCAGAUGCUGGACCAAGUGGGGAUCUCAAUAUUCCUGAGCCACCCCCUCUUCCACAACAAAACCUACACACUGUUACACUACACACUACACACCAAGUUAGAUCAAAUUCAACAAUUAUAUCUUCUACUUAUAAGCGUGCCGCUAGCACAUCCAAUCACUGUAUAUUUGUUAAUUGUUUUGAAACAGAACGUUUACUGAUACCCUCAUCUAUAAAGAAUCUGUUAUUACUUAAUUAUAAAUUGUAUGUGCCACCGGCAGCACGAAUCUGUCGUCACCACCUGAAUCAUGGCCGUUGGAGCGAAUUAUCUUCCCAGUUAAGAGAUUUUACCGGUAGUCAAUUCGACACAAUUAUGAAUAUGAUGCAGCGAGCUGCCUAUUACCAUAUAGAUUUCUCAAAUAUUUUAAUUAUGCCUGCAUAUUUGUGUCAGUUUUGGCUUGGCAUGAACUCUGAUCAGUUUUAUGAUUUGUUAAACUGUAUCCCAAGUCUAGCAGGACAAGUACCAAAUGCCACGAUUGCUUUAAGUAUUUACUUAGUUAAGCUGAGAACUGGGGAUAGUAAUGAAAGGUUGGCAACUCUCUUUAAUAAAUCUCGUGUCACCUUAGAACGCUUAAUGAAUAAGGCCAGAGAGUGUUUAAUUAAUGAGUUUGUUCCAUUAUACUUAGGAUUUAAUCAUUUGACUGUUGAAGAUGUUGCUUCUAGAAAUAGAAUAAUACCAGAAGGAUUAUUUGGUAAUCCUGAUUUGCCACCUAAUUCUAAACCAGCAAUAGUCAUAUGUGAUGCUACUUAUGUAUUUAUCCAAAGUAGUUCUAAUUACUUAUUUCAAAAACAAACAUACAGUUUGCAAAAAUUGGAUAAUUUGGUCAAACCAUUUAUGAUAGUUUCUUGUGAUGGUCAUAUUGUGGAUUGCCUCGGGCCAUACAAGGCGACCUCUAAUGAUGCUUCAAUUACAAGUUUAAACUUAUGUAAUGAGGAAUCUUGUUUAAGAUCAUUUUUCCGAAGGGGUGACAUUUUCAUCCUUGAUAGAGGAUUUAGGGAUGUAAUUAAUGAACUCCAAAGGUAUGGCUUUGUAGCACAUAUGCCAGAGUCUCUACUUGAGAAUGAGCAUCAAUUAACAACCCAGCAGGCAAAUCGAUCUCGUUUUGUUACUAUGUGCCGCUGGGUUGUAGAAGUGGUUAAUGGGAGGGUGAAAAGGGAUUUUAGACUCUUUCGUCAUGUUUUUAACAAUAGAGCGGCUUUGCACCUAAAGAAUGAUUUUAGAAUCUCUUGUGCCCUAAUUAAUAAGUUUCAUGUUGUUAUAGAAAACCCACCUGAAGCCUUGGAAUAUGUAAGAAUUCCUAAAGAUAGGCUUUCACUAGAGAACCAUUUAGCAACUUAUGUUGAACAGGCAAAUCUCAAUAGAAGGAGAGUGAAUUUUCAGAUGAUUAACAGCAAUAAUCCACAUUUAGAUAGAUUUCCUCAAUUGACAAUAACUGAUUUAAAACGGUUAGCUCUUGGGACCUACCAACUCAAACAGGCUACAUCUUAUUAUGGGGAACACAUCCGUCAGACUGGUAUUUAUUCAAUUGAGGUGAAUAAUACUCUUGAUGAUGAUGUACCUUUGAUAUUAGGGCUUAAUAAUUAUCUCUUAAGAGGUAGGAUUAAAUCUAGACAUGUCAACAGUCGUACUUAUCACACGUAUUUAUUGAUUAGCAGAGAUGAUGCUGUGGCUAACACAUUAGAUACCAUAGUAGGCUAUUGCUGCAGCUGCCUCAUCGGUAAGUGAACAGUUGGCUGCUGUGCUCAUAUAAUGACGAUAGUGUGGUAUUUGAGCUGGGGACGGUAUAAUGACGUAACUGCGCCGGCAUCGGCUUUAGAUAAUUUUUUUCAGGAGUAUGAUGAAUGAAUGAUUUAAGUAAAUGUAUAUUAAAUAUUUUAUUUAAUAUACAUUUUGAUUUCUUAUAUUUACACGAACACUACACAUUGAAUAAAACUAUUUUUACGGAUUUUAUCGCGUUUUAUUAACUUAUUUUAUAUUCCCGACGAUUCGGUUGUUUUCCAGCAACCGUGGUCACGGGGGACUGAGGUAGGUGAUUGACGUCCCGAUGUCAGAGUUAAACCGGAGUACCUUCAGCUUUUUUAAUUAAUAAUUUUAGUCUGAUUUACACAGAAUGAUAGUUGAACGAUAGUGUCUUGAAGUUUUGCAGUGGUAUGCUUGGGUUUAGUUUUAAUUUUAUGAAUUACAUAAUCCCAAGCAGGUGGUAGUACCCAGCCUUAUAGUAUUUUAAGAUUAUUAAAGGGUUAUUGUUCAAGACGCUCUCUAGACUCCAUGAGCGUGUUUUUCAGUUUGGUCACCCUUAUGAUUAUGUUAUAUUGAUAUUAGUUUGGUAGUGUAAUCACAGUAAUCAUCAUUACAGCCCCUCACAAGUCCACAGCUGAUUAUAGGCCUCCUCAAAGCCCACACAAGCCUCGAGCAAGCAGUCUCACAGGUGGUGUUUAGUGGGUAGGCACUUAGGUUUCGCAGUGAGUCCCACAUAACCACGCAGCCGGCUGUCGUGGUAUGCUUAGAGCAUUCACCACCUCCCUUACCGCUUCCCGGAGGGUAGCCCUUUUCAUUGCUUCUAGGCGCAAAAACAAAAACAAAAAACGCGCAAAUCUUCGAGUUUCAGUCACGCAUCCUGUAGCACGGCUAUAUGUUGAUAUUACUCUUAAUUCUUACUGAUAUUAGUGGAUAACGCUGUUUUUAGAGCCAUAAAGUUUGUCUGUGUUGAACGUGUCUAUUUAAAAUUGGUUUUGGUAGUGUCGAAAAAAUAGACCUAGAUUUUAGGUUAUUUUCGAUUUUAUAAAAUAACUCAAAAUCCGGGUUUUUGUAAAAAAAAUAACUUUUGUAGGAUUUAAUAUGAUCAGUGUAGUUCAUAGAAAACAAAGUUUGAUUUUGAUGCAACAUGGUACGGGAUUCCAUACAUUAAUGGGCAUUCUCCUUUGCCCAAAUAGUACAGUAAUAAUUUUUGUUGAUAGAAGAGGCAGUGUAAACAACAAACAGUUAUUAAGAUAUAUUGAGCAACUUAAUAACUUAAAUGUACACAAAAUUGUCUUGUUCACACUGCCUUACAUACAGGGAUUGCCGCACAUAAUAUGUAACAAUAAUUUAAAUUUGACAUAUAAUUGUAAUUAUAAUAAUGACAAAUUUCAUUAAAUUAAUAUAAAUAAUUUAAUAAACUAGUUUUGGACAAAAGAUGGGUAUUACCUAUCCAAAUAUAAUUUAAGACUGAUAGCAAAUGUGUCUUAUUAUUUACUAAAAUCUUAUUAUUUACUUUUUAACUCAGCCAAGUUUUUGGCUACCAAGACUGCUUUUAUUGGGCAGGAUAAUUAUUUGACAAUUAAUUUGGAAUCAGUUCCAACUAAUUUAAAUUAGUAAAUGCGACAAUAGAGGCAAUCUCUAGCAAUUUAAAGAGUUUAAUUAACUUUGAAUGCAGCCCACAAAUAAGUAAUUGUUUACACCUGGUGCAUAAAAUUUUCAAGGCAUGAUGGGUAAAGAAUUAGAAGUUGAAUUGUUUUUAAAUAGUAACAACAUACAUAUCCUUUGUAUUACUGAACAUUGAACACAUAUUAAAUCUUUAGUUUUUUUUUUUAAUGAGACAAGUGCCGAGGACCUCAAAAACCCUACCUAUAGUUGUGUCAGACAGCGCCGGCGCGGCGUUAACUCGUCUCGAACGCGAGCGAAUACCAACUAGGCUAGCAAGACCCUCAUAUGAUCUAUACCUACGUGUGCGACGUGUGUGGAUUUGUACCGUGACCACAACAUUCUUCGGAAGUAGUAUAACUAAUUUAAUAAAUAAUCAAUGCAUAAACAUGUUUAACUAAAAAGUCAGUGUAUGUAUUAUGAUUAUAACAUAAUAUACUAAUUGGGGUGUCUGAGGAUGUGCGUUAAUUACGUUAUAUGUUAUAUAUAUCAUUAUAUCUUAUAUAUCAUUAUACAGGAGUGUUGGCGAUUUAAUUCUUCAAUUUCUCGGAAACGCGUGGCGCGGGGUGGUGGGGGGAUAUGUUGUUAGCUGCGCCGCUUCCUGCAAAUUUAGUCGCCAUGGAGCCGUACACGGGAGUGCAGCGUGCAUUUUGUGUCCGAGCGUAUUACGAAAACAAUAAAUUAGUGAUUACUACACGACGUUUGUAUCGACAUGAGCACGGUUUACGCCAUUUAAGUGAAGUUCCAAGCGCCAAUGUGAUACGGAAAUGGAUCAGAAUGUUCGAAACAACCGGCUCGAGAGUACCAAUUACAGCUCGUGGUCGCCCAGUUUCUGCAAGAUCAGCGGAAAUUGUGGAGCGUGUUCGUGUUUCAGUUCGGCGAAAUCCGCAACAGUCAACACGUAAGAGAAGUCAGUCUUUGGACAUCAAAAGAACGACUUUGCGACGAAUUUUGAAGCGUGAUUUGCAUUUGAAGGCUUAUAAGAUUCAGAUAGUCCAAGAAUUAAAACCAGAUGAUACCAAUAACCGACUUAACUUUGUCAAUUUGAUGCUCGAGCGGUUCAACAAUUUUGACAACGUGAUGUUUAGUGAUGAGGCCAAUCCUUACUGGCCAUGUGAAAAAGCAAAAUUGUAGGUUCUGGUCCGAGACUAAUCCCCGACGUUUGCAUAAACGUUCACUUCACAGCCCUAAGCUUGUCGCGUGGGCUGGGAUAACGUCAACCGGUAUUAUUGAGCCAUACUUUUUUGGGAACGAAAGAGGGCAAGCGAUGACGGUAAUGGCUGAUUUACACAGGGUCAGUAACUGACUACAAAUUCGAGGCAAGUCAGUGCUGACCCGAAAAAAAACUUGUGUAAACUGAUUUGAAGUCAGUACAGUGGCUCUGACUUGAAUAUUCGGACACGAAUAUUUUAAAGUCAGUUGGCGCCCCCCGCCACCCGCGCAUCCCCGCGCCACCCAAAUAAACCCCGUGUAAACAGACAAGUCAGUGCGUGGUUAGUCACUGCCGCUGCGUUGUAGAGUAACCACGUUUUUUUCGCUGGCGAUAAAAAUGACGCGUAAGCUUAGCGAAGACGAAACCUUAAAAUUGGUGCAAUUAUAUGGCGAAAACGAGUGCCUUUGGGAUAUUAAAUCCCUAAAUUACCGCAAUGAAGAAAUGCGGUCAACAGCGUUGCAAAAUAUGGCUCAACAAAUGCAAAUCGGAGGGCUCACUUCUACUGAAGUAAAAAAUAAAAUUAAAGCCAUAAGGGCUACAUAUUAUUUAGAGCUCGACAAGAUACAAAAAUCCACCAGAUCUGGCGCUGGUGGGAACGUAUAUGUACCAAAAGUCAAGUGGUUUCAAGAACUGGACGGCUUUAUAAAAAAUGCUAUUGUAAAAAGGAAAACAAUGGUAAGUAGUUAUUGUAACUUAUUUAUUUUAUUUCCAUCCUAGGUACCUAUACAAAAUUAAUGAAUUCUAUCCAAUUGCCAUGGCACACUUCCAGCAGUCAUAAAGAAGUUCCUAUAUAGGUCUCUUUUUUCUUUAGCAGUCAUGGAAUGGUUGCCUCUUUGUUGUUCUGAAAUGCUUGGUAGUGGAUUUAUUUCCGAUCUCCAUGUUCCUUCUAUUAUUUGUCCAUCAUUGUCCUCUCUGUCUACACAAGUAGAUGUUAUGUAGGAACUUGAACGCUUUCGCAACCAAUUAUGCAGGGCACAGGCUGCACAGACAAUGGCAUCAACUGUGUCCACAUGGGUAGGAAUUGCUUUUUCGAACACUCGGAAUCUAGAAACCAGUAUACCAAAAGCAUUUUCACUUAUGCGCCUUGCACGCGACAACCUGUAGUUAAAGACUUUUUCGGCAGUACUUAGCUGCGUACCUGGAUAGGGUUUUAGUAGAUAAUUCUUCAGUGGAAAUGCUGCAUCACCAACUAUUACUCCCUUUGUAGGAAGCAAUCCAUCUUCUAACCGACGAUAUAAUGAGGAAUUUUUGAAAACACCUCCAUCAGAGGCGUUUCCAUUCGCUCCAACGUCUAUAUAUGAAAAACAAUAGUCGUGGUCUACAAGUGCUAACAAUACUGUACUAUUGGUUUUUUUAUAAUUAUAAAAUUCACUUCCACUAUUUGGAGGAGCUUUAAUUAUAAUAUGCUUCCCAUCGAUUGCUCCAUGACAUGAAGGGAAAUUCCACUUGGUAUUGAAACCGUCUUCAAUAAUUUUCCAUUCUUCCUCUCGUUCUGGAAUCUGU